AUGUGGUUGAUUAACGUCAAUACACUUGAGCUGGAGGACUUCAUCGAGCCGGACUUCCCUUACGCCAUCCUCUCUCAUACCUGGGGCAGCCAAGAAGCGCUAUCAAUUCAAUGUCCCGCUGGUACAACCGAUCAUGGGUCUGUCUGUUUCGCCUUCCUCUCCGAUGUGAAUGACUUGGCUAGCUCGGCCACGUUCCUCGAAAACUUGGCCGCUUCACGUUGGUUUACCCGGGGUUGGACUCUUCAAGAACUGAUUGCGCCAAAGACUAUCACUUUUUACAAUGCGUCCUGGCAGCUGCUUGGUUCAAAGGAGACUUUGUCCCCCUUUUUGUCGUCCAUCACAGGCAUCGACGAGGCCAUCCUCAUUGGCAAGGCGCCUCUACUCAAGGUCCCCGUCGCAACUCGCAUGUCUUGGGCCUCGAAACGCCAAACUACUCGGACAGAGGACUCUGCCUAUUGCCUGCUUGGAAUCUUCGACAUCAACAUGCCCUUACUAUACGGCGAAGGCGAGAAAGCGUUCGCGCGGCUGCAGUCUGAGAUCCUACAAGACACAAACGAUCUAUCUAUACUCGCCUGGACCUCAACACUUUGGAAUUGCAAAGUACCAGAUUCAAGAACGCGAUAUUCAUCUCUGUUGACACCCGGCCCUUGGGCGGGAAUCCAGUCGAGAUCUUCCAGGCAGAACCUCAAGCGCUUUGGGAUGGGCUGA
Messenger RNA from Colletotrichum phormii, 708 nucleotides. RefSeq lists its product as uncharacterized. NCBI's taxonomy places the organism in Eukaryota, Fungi, Ascomycota, Sordariomycetes, Glomerellales, Glomerellaceae. The transcript is spliced from 3 exons. The coding region runs from base 1 to 708 and encodes 235 amino acids. The record is from RefSeq and is a predicted model, not a curated record.